ACUGGAUGAUAAUUCUGGAUUCAUUCGUGUGUUUAUCACUUUCAUGAUGUGAAUGACUUGCAGGAAGCUUCAUGAAACUUAAGCUCAUGAAAAAUGGAUUCACAUGUACGAUAAAUGAUAUGAAGGACGAGGAGCAAACAUGGAGAGUGCAGAAGGAAGUACUCGUGUGAAGCAGAAGGCUUUGUUACCGAGUCUGACGUCCCAGUCUGUCCCCGUGACAGCUGCAGCAAUAAAAAUAAUAAGUCAUCAUGGAGACCAGGAGCUCCACAUCUUCAUCCACCUCACAGCUCUUAAAAUCGAUCCUCCAUCCAUCAGUCAAUUGAUCAAUAACAGCCUCUUGAUGCAUGCUCAGUCAUCCAGAUGUUUGAUUUUGCUGCGGACUGAUCUGCCGUCGGACAUGGAGGAGGUGAGCGAGGUUCUCUAUCAGCAGGAUCGACUGCAGCUCAUUGUGGAGAAAAGGAAGUGGCAGACGGAGAUCGAGAACAAGAAGCGUCAGUUGGAGGACGACAGGAGGGCGCUACAGCACCUGAAGUCAAAGGCUCUGAGGGACCGCUGGCUGCUGGAGGGAGCAUCUGCUGGACCCGAGCAGAACGAAGUCUGUAGACAGCUGGAGCAGGACGAGGCCCGGACCCGGAGCCUGGAGGAGACCAUUGACAGGCUGCAGCAGGAACUUGUCGGCCUUGAGACUGGAUCUGUCUGUCAGACCAUAACUAACAUUAAAGUGUCAUCAAGACCAGCUUCAGCUGUAGAGGUCAAAGAUCGCGAAAGGCAUCAGCAGGACAGGGCUCCACUGGCAACUCAGGUGAUCCAAGCCCCUGCAGAGGUCAAAGUUAACAAAAGUCCUCGACUGAACAAACCCAGAGAGGCGACCGAGGAGAUGAAGAAAGCGAUGUACUCGGUGGAGAUUAAAGUAGAGCGGGACAGAGUGACGGGGGAAACCAGGGUUCUGUCCAGUAACACCAAACUUCCUGUUGACCUCUCUGACCAAGGGGUCAAAGUUUAUGAAGAUGAGCAGAAAGUGGUCCAUGAGCUGAAUGGUGAGGAUAUCCACCUGCUCAGCUCCUCUGAGGUUGAAGAGCUCAUCCACAAAGCUGAUGAGGCGUCGAUGAUGUCACAGACUGUCACCACUGUGACAUCCCUCCCGACAGCAGAGGUUCGGGAGGAGUUGGAGCUGAUGCGGUCCAAGUCGCCGCUACCUCAGGUUCCAGUGGAGAUCACAGGGCUAGAGGCCGAAGUGGGUGGUGAGCCGAGCGUGGCUGAGGCGAGCACUGAGAACCCGGUUACCAUGGUGUUCAUGGGAUACCAGAGCGUAGAGGAUGAAGACGAGACCAAGAAGGUGCUGGGGCUGCAGGGCACGGUGAAGGCCGAGCUGGUGCACAUUGAUGACCCAAACGGGAAGACAUCAGGGGGAGAAAAGGAGGCGGAUCCACCUCUGCCCACCUCCAAGGCCCCACCAACCUCCACUAAACCUCCAAUGGCGAUACCAGUGGCAAGCAAUGGGGAGACGGCAGGGAAGGAGAAGGAGAAGAAGCCGUGUAAGUGCUGUAGCAUCAUGUGACCUGGUGACCUGUGGGGGGGGGGUGCCGCCUUGAAACGUAGCACGCAAAUACAAAAAUAAAAAGGACUGAAAACUCCUCCCAUUGCUCACAGCCCCCCCAACAUCACUUCCUGUUUCUUCCUUCAGGCGUAUAAAGCCUCUCUUUACUUUUUCUAUUUUCUUGAAGCCUUUUUACUUUUUUACUCUGCACGUCUGUACUUACAUGUCUCAGUGUUAGCAUAGCCUCAGUGUUAGCCUCCGCCUUCGCUGUGCCAGGAUGUUUGUAGCUCCUCCCCCUCCUUUCUGUGAAUGUAUUAUUAUAUUUAUUAGAAGCUGUCUGAGUUUUUAAAAGAAGAAAUAAAAUGAGCAGAAACUAGUCUGCUUUUGUGCCGCAGCCUAAAUUCUUCACCUCCACCUUCUAUGUGGACCAACAAGUACCUCUCUAUCCCUUAAGGGAAAUGAUUGUGUUCGAGCAGUAGGAUAAAGACGGUCCUGUCUACAAUAAAUAAACACAGUAAAAGUGCCACGGGCACUGAAAACUGUGUAAAAUGUUACAUAUACAGCAGUGAAAACAAACAAAGACAAUAAAAAUGGGCAGAGUAAAAGAUUGUGCAAAUUAUAACAUUAAUUAAUGUGUACACUAUAAAUCUGAUAAACAGCUACAUGAAGGUUUAAUACAGAAAUGCAUGUUUGGAGUCUUAUACCUGACAGGUCUGUUCACCUGUCCUUGAAUGAGGUCUUAUCCUGCAGACUCGUGCAUGGCUCUGUGUGAUCAGAGGUUUUAAUCCAGCACUGCUCAAACCAAUGAUCUUUACAGGAAACAGAUGAGAGCUCGAAGCUGCUGUCGUCUUUAUUGAAUAAAAUUAAACGUUUUAAUUGUUGAUUGCUUCUUUGACCUCUGAAAGUUUGAAAAGCAUUCGCUGAUCUUCGUCUCUGUGGAAAUCUUUUGAAGCGUGCUGCAUUGAAAGUCUGACAUAACCUCAGAGGAUUCACUCACACUGGGCUCCAUCAAACAGCACUCACAAUCCCAUCAGCUGUUUUUUGAUCCACCCGCUGAGUCAGCGACGCUCGCCAAGAGGAUCCAACUCUCGCAGCUUAGUGAUCGGACUGCCACACACACCCUCAUACACGUCAUUGCCAAGUGUAGCAGAUUUCAAAUGGUAGACUGUUUUAUGAUGACAAACAGGGACUGGUUGCAAAACUGGCUUUAUUUUCUAAGCAUUUUCACAGCAGCAGGUGUUUCUUAAUCCCAAUGUGGAGUCCAUGCAACUUUGGCCCACAAUAUUUAAAAAACAUAAAAAUAUCAAAACAAUGGUUUCUCUCAACAGCCACUUCAAAAUCAAGUGUAAUAGCGGGGUAAAACUGAGACAAAUAUGACGCAAAGUAUACUUCAAAAUAAACUACUGAUAAUCACUUAUAAUAUUUAAAUCCCCACUAAGAUGGAUCAAUUACAAAACACAUAUUCAUACAAAAGUAAAUUUUCCCAACACAACUGAAAAUACUAUUUAACGUGCAGCCUUAUAUGACAAACUCAUUAUACACAUAAAACAAAAUCUGUACAUGACUAACAUUUAAGUCAAGUCAAGCAGAGUUUUAUUGUCAACCCAACAAUAUAAACUCAAGUACACAGUGGGACAAAAUAGCGUCCUCCUAGAUCAAAGGUGCAACCUGUAAAAAUAAACUGAAAAAAAUAAAUAAAUACAUAUAUACACAACUAUACAGGAAUAAGAUAAACUAAUAAUAAGUACAACAGUGUUGUACUUGAAUAGAAAUAGAAUAAGAACAGAAAAGAACGAGAAUAAAUUAGUACAAUAGUACACAGACAGAGUCAAACAGUGCAAUACAGCAGAGUGCAAGUAUCGGGAGUGAGAGGACAGUGUUAUGUAGUCCAAGAAGUGUGUGGAGAAGAGAGUCCAGUGUGGAGGAGGGCAGUGUGGUCCUCGGGAGCCGGACUGCUUGGAGGGAAAAGCUAUUUACAUAUAUCUAAAAGGCAAAAUGCAGCAGCAGACCUCUCUGUUUAGCACAAGUGAAAAACACAUAAAUAGGUGGUAUAACGAUAAAAGGCAGUUUCCAUCACUUUGGUACUUUGGGGACUUUUAGCCCUAAGAACUAAUACUUAGUAAAGCAAAAUAAACCAAACUUAAAUUUAUAAUUUAGUACAGGGAGACAAGCUACAGAGAAUGUGCCAAGCUACAGAGAAUGUGCCUUACCAGUGUGGAGUCCAUGCGACUCUGACUGGGAACCCACCACACAUGCAACAUGUUUCCUAGCAGUGUCCCAGUGAUUAACGUCCCACUACAACAGUGGAACCUUAGUAUUACAAAAAUUCCAUUUAAGUAAUAAAAAAUCAAAUAUAUACAAUGCUGUUUGAAAAAAGUUCACUGUGACUAUAUCUCAGCUACACAAACACUUAUUUGCACAAUCUCAUACACACACACACGCACCCCUUAAUACAUCAAGUUAACUUUUGCACAACCCACUUUCAUUGUUGCACUUUUGUAUUGCACUGCUGUGUCUGUAUAGUUUCUGUCUUUGUUUAGUUUUUUUUUUUUUUUGCUCACUUGCACUUUAUCUAGUCCUGUGUUGAGUGUCUGUUAUAUGUAGCACCAUGGUCUUGGAAGAAUGUUGUCUCCUUUCACUGUGUACUGUACCACUGCACAUGGUGGGAAUGACAAUAAAGCCACUUGACCUGAGAAGUUCAACUCAUUCUUUCUUCAGACUCCUCACAGCUGAUCAUGAUUUCAGCGAUGCAAUGUCUGAUAGAGAAAGCUCUUGAAACAGGGUUAAAACCAGGUUCAUAUCUGCUGAGCAGCAGCUCCUACAAAUCAGUAUUGAAACAUUAUCAGAUCAUCAGCUUGUGUCUGAAAUUCAUCAGGUCGUCUUGUUUCACACACAGAGUGUGGGUCUGUCUGACGUCCUGGGGGGUGACGACUCUGCUCUGAUUGGAUAGAAGUCUGUGAGGAAAUGAGUCUCCUCAUCAGAUGAUCUUUGAGCUCAGUGAACUCUUUCCUGGUGAGCUUAUGGUCUCAGGACUAAAUAAAACAUGUUUGUUUUGGAGAUAAUGUUCCCAUUAAGGUCAGAGAGGAGCAGGAAGCAGGAAGGAUUUAGGGCAGGGUUGAACAGUGAUUGACACGUUGCUGCUUUUUCUGUUUUUAUUUGAUCUUUUGAGCAUUUCUGGAGCUGAUUGGAAGAUCGAGGGUUUGUCUUGGUGGGUCUGUGACUUCACAGAGGUUUUCCAGCAGAGUGCUGUGUUUGAGACUCUGAGGAAGAUAAAAACAAGCUCAGAUGGAGAACGGAGGGAUUUAUUUCACUCAGCAGCGUCUGCAUGCUCUGCAGCCUCCUGCUGUUGUCUUAGUAACCUGCAGAAUGAGGCUCAGUGUCGCCCACUGCAGGAGACAGUACCUGCUGACAGUGAAGCAGGUUGUGUUUUCACCCCGUUAUUCCCUGAUUAGUUCACAAGUGAAGUUUGACCCUGUGCAUGCGGGCUGCACACACACACACAAAUAUCAGAGACAAUAUAUAGCAGCAACUGUGACUCUGGGUUUCUGUUAUUUAAGGCCAAAUAACAGAAAUUAUUUUUUUAGAUGCAUUUUAAGAAUGUGCAGGAUGGGGUCAGACUUUAUGGACCUACAGUCUCUGCAGUUUCACUGUAUUUAGUCGAACGUGUGUGGCAGCCCCAGUGUCUGAAUUGGUAUUUUAUUGUUAUUGUGAUGAACCGCUUAAACUAACUGAUUAAACACUAAUUUUCAGACAAUGACAACUACAAACCUGACUUUAAGGAAAGAUUUAAAACCAAAAAAACUCACAAAAAACAAAGUAAAAUAACUCCAAAUUCCAUGUGUUCACUCUGUGUAUGUGUUUCUGUUGGUCAGCAGCAUUCCUGAUAAAUUCUGCUGCUCAGCAACACUGAAACACACACACGUUGGUUUUUGUGGCUGAGUGAGGUCCUGGGACACACUGCGUUGCCAGGACCGUUUUAAACUGGUCCAUGUGAAUGCAAACACACAAAUACAGUUCCUGCACAAUUAAAACUUUAUUCUUUGAACUGUGCAGUCAGGGAGAAUAUCCCCGAGGGAGGAUAAGGCUAAUAUUUCUCUACAGCUGAUUUAACCAUAACCUGACAUGUAUCUAGUAUUCAGUUUUACUUUCCCUGAAUACCUCUGCCUGCAUUUAUACCCUCAAUUUGUGUGUCCUCAUCGCCUUGUUAUACUGUCGUCCACUCUUGCAUCCUGAUUGGUUUAUUGUGGCUUACCGUGUGUCUGCAUUUGGGGUCUUUGUUAACAAACGUGACUCUUUCGGGUUUUUAAUUACUGUAAGAAUAAAACAGCAUGAAAUACCUGAGUCUGGACACUGUUAGAGAAUGUGUUUGCUGAUGAAUUUCAUGCUUUCUGGAACUGUCCUGUGGGUUCUUCUUGGCAACACUGAUGAUUUCAAUAAUCAGCACAGGUUAACCUGAUUUUAGUCUUUUUUAUAUCGCCACUCGAAUGAACUCAAAAAACAAGAUCAAUACUUCUUAAAAAUACAACCUGCAAGUGAGGAAGCAAUGGCUAAGAACUGGUUAAAUAAAGAAUAUCCAACAAACUUGAACAGAUAAAAUAAAAAGUUCAGGAAAUCUGUGAAAUUCAUCAGCUGAUCUUCUCUGUGAGAGUCUAGAUGGCAAGGUUAUUGAAAACUCGCCAUCUAGACUCUGUGAAUAUAAGUACAUAAAUGACUAAGCUUUGCCUGUUUGUGUUUUUGUGACUAUUGUUACUGUGUUUUUCUGUGGAGAGAGGCGGCAGAUCUGUAGAUAUGACCGUUGGGUCCCUCCAUUUUAUAAAGAGGCUGAUUUAUCUUCAGAAUAAUAAUUUAAAACAAACAAACAUUGACUUGUUCUGACACCAGCUGCAUCUUGAAGUGCGACUAAAUGUGGAUGAAUUAUAACAGUAGAAGCUCCUUAUCUCAUCUACGUCUGUUUCUGCUGCUUGGAGCUUGGCUCCUUGUUUGCACACUUGCUCUUAGAAACUUUCCUCAAACUCUCAAAUCUGCUUUUUUUUUUUAUCUGAUUGAAGGAGGAAGGAAGCAGCUAAUUUAAAAAUUUUAGAAAUAUAUCUUAAAUCCAGUGGUUAACAUUUUGAUGACCUUACCCUUCUGACUCCCACAGUGCAGUAUCAGUUUGACCCACCAGAGGGUUGAUGAUUUUGGUUGAUGUCAAAUUUAUUUUAAAAGUUAUUUUCAAAAGUCAGCUUUUGUCUGGCAAUCGCAGCUGAACACAUCUUCAGAGCUCUUGUUACACAUCUGAUUCACAGUAAAAACAACACAACUGCUUUUUAUUUUCAAACUUUUUGAUCUGAACAGAAUUUAUUCAGAAGCUCCUGAUGUUAAAAUUGAAAGACUGAAAAACCUCCAAACUCUGAUUAUUAAACAGACUCGAAGAAUAAACCACCUGGAACCUGAGCCCAAACCUAAACCUAAGCCUGAUCCUGAACUCAGUCCUCUGAAGGUCUGACAUGAAGUAAGGACAAGGCAGCAUGUCCUCACAGAGCCAUAGAGACCAGCACACACACACACACACAC
Haplochromis burtoni (Burton's mouthbrooder) is the source of this 7090-nucleotide messenger RNA. It is a transcript of the gene palm1a, whose product is annotated as paralemmin 1a. The transcript is spliced from 11 exons. Gene Ontology annotation, biological process: regulation of cell shape. Gene Ontology annotation, cellular component: membrane. The record is from RefSeq and is a predicted model, not a curated record. Bases 140 to 1558 code for a protein of 472 amino acids. NCBI's taxonomy places the organism in Eukaryota, Metazoa, Chordata, Actinopteri, Cichliformes, Cichlidae.